UUUUGCAAGUGACACAGACCAUGUCUUAUGGCCACUAGAAAUAGGACAGAAGUGACUGAAUUUGUCUUACUGGGCUUGUCCAGCUGGCCAGGGAUGCAGCCAGUUAUUUUUGGUAUUAUCCUUGUCAUGUACCUGGUUGCAGUUAUGGGCAAUGCCCUUUUAGUCACUGUUGCUCGAUCAGACCCCAAGCUUCAGACCCCCAUGUAUUUCCUGCUCAGCCAGCUUUCCUUUAUUGACAUUUUUCUGACAACCAUCACUGUUCCUCAGAUGCUGGUGCACACACUGUCUGUGAAUCAGACUAUCUCCUUUAACUGCUGCAUAAUCCAGCUAUUCUUCUUCAUGGUUGUGGGCAGCAUGGAAGGCCACUUGCUGGCUGCCAUGGCAUAUGAUCGCUAUGUUGCCAUCUGUGAUCCCUUAAGAUACUCUGCCAUCGUCAGCCAUCGCCUCUGUCUGCGCAUAACAUUGACCUCAUGGGUGGUUGUCAGCCUCAACAGCCUCCUUUGUAGUGUGUUGGUAAGUCGCUUAACUUUCUGUGGCAACCAGGUCACCCACUUCUUCUGUGAUAUUACUCCCCUGCUGCAGCUCUCCUGUACCCAACCAGUGGUCAAUGAAAUGCUGAUAUUCACUGAGGGUGUAGCUGUGGUGGUCAGCCCCUUCUUCUUCAUUUUGGGUUCUUAUGCCUGCAUUGGUGUUGCAAUGGCCCACAUGCACUCAGUUGCUGCCCUGCGCAAAGCUCUGUCCACUUGUGGCUCCCACAUCCUGGUUGUGGUGCUCCUGUAUGGCUCUGUGAUCCGCAUGUACCUCCGACCAUCCUCCAGCUACAACUUGUACCAGGAUCGCCAAGUAGCCGUCUUCUAUACAGUAGUUACCCCUAUGCUAAAUCCACUAAUCUACAGCCUCAGGAACCAGGAGGUUAAAGGAGCUCUUCUAAGGCUUUUUAGGAAGCUCUGCAUCUCAGAAAACUUUCAACCUUGUUCCCAGGCAAACAGGGAAUGGCGGCACAUCUCCUAA
Cebus imitator (Panamanian white-faced capuchin) is the source of this 1011-nucleotide messenger RNA. Its product is annotated as olfactory receptor 1361-like. The transcript has a single exon. The record is from RefSeq and is a predicted model, not a curated record. Gene Ontology annotation, cellular component: membrane. Lineage: Eukaryota; Metazoa; Chordata; Mammalia; Primates; Cebidae. The coding region runs from base 28 to 1011 and encodes 327 amino acids. Gene Ontology annotation, biological process: G protein-coupled receptor signaling pathway. Gene Ontology annotation, molecular function: G protein-coupled receptor activity; olfactory receptor activity.